CCACCAUAGACACAGGUACGGCUCCCUUCCUCUCUUAUCGCACACCUAAGCGUGGAAGGACACGGACAAUAUGCUUCAGCAAACUUUGCGUCUCUCUAUCCUUCUUGCCCUGCUUGGAAUAUGUUCUGCACAAGACAUACCAGUUAUGUCUGGAGUAUUCAUGCCGAGCAACAUCACUGGGGAUUAUUUCCAGGCCAAAGCCGUCUGUGCCAUGCACCACAGCCGACUGGCGACUAUGGAAGAAAUUACUAGGGCCUACAAAAACGGAUAUGAGUACUGCAAGUGGGGCUGGAUAGAUGAUCAUCGGCAGGUCAUGCUGCGGCUGACCCCCUUCCUUCCCUGCGCUGGCUACAGCAUGGGAAUAUUGAUAAAAGACUGUCCGAGCAUACGCUCAGCUUUCUGUGUCAGUGGAUCAGGUUCAGAAGAAAAUGUCACUGUUAUAGGAGUGGACCGAGUCCCUUCAUAUGAGAAUGCCACCCGGGCCUGUCAGGAUGCCGGCCUAGUAAUAGCCUCCAAGCAGCAAGUGGAAAACGACAUCACAAACAUAGCGGACCCCAGGUAUGCCACCCAGAUAUUGGCUCCUCCCAUCUUCUCUAUGAAGGAGGAAACUAUCAGCGAUGCCGCCCACAGCGGCCACGCCUGGUACAAUGGCGGAGUCGGUGAGAUCCGGAAUGGAAAGCUUGUGUCAGACGUCUGCUAUGAUACUACAAGCCAAGCGUCCGCCUUCUGCUACAAUCCGUCCUUGCCGGAUUUCAUCAUCAACAAUGAUAACAAAACCUGGAAGAAAAUCGUCAUGGGGUGCCUGCUGGCUCUGAUUUUUAUCGUGUUGCUGUUUGCGGCUGCCUUCAUGAAGGGGAACAAGUUUAUGUGCUGCAUGGGGGAGCGCAAGAGCCAACCUCCGGUUGUCCCACAAGGUCAAAUGCCCUCCUGGAACAAUACGGGCAACUAUCGACGCAUUAGCCAAGGCAACAAGGGAGCGCUCUACGACAACUCCGCCCACGUAGAGAGGCGACCUUCUACCAUUCGCCCAGGAUUGAACCUCUACAAGACCCACUACACCAACAUGGCCUUUGAUACUACUGGAGAACAAUGAGGGAGGUCAAUGAACGUCCUACGAGGG
This is a messenger RNA of Nanorana parkeri, 1120 nucleotides long. Its product is annotated as lymphatic vessel endothelial hyaluronic acid receptor 1-like. Gene Ontology annotation, molecular function: cytokine receptor activity; hyaluronic acid binding. The transcript is spliced from 8 exons. NCBI's taxonomy places the organism in Eukaryota, Metazoa, Chordata, Amphibia, Anura, Dicroglossidae. Bases 71 to 1093 code for a protein of 340 amino acids. Gene Ontology annotation, biological process: positive regulation of ERK1 and ERK2 cascade; cell adhesion; inflammatory response. Gene Ontology annotation, cellular component: macrophage migration inhibitory factor receptor complex; basolateral plasma membrane; plasma membrane. The record is from RefSeq and is a predicted model, not a curated record.